AUGCUGCACACUGUUUUAUCGCAAUAUGGAUUGUCCCAUGCAAACAAAGGCAACUUAAAUAUUAAUAUAGGAUUGCCUUUGAAAAUUCUAAAUGCUCCAAAAAACUGCCAGUACUUAAUCCUUGAAAUGGGAAUGAAUAAAGCUGAUGAAAUAAAAGAUUUACCAAAGAUUAGUAAUCCAAAUAUUGCAGUUAUUACCAACAUUAAACCUGCACAUACUGAAAAAUUUUCAUCACUAUUUGACGUUGCACAAGCGAAGUUGGAAAUUCUAUACGGUAUAAAAAGUAAUGGUACUUUAUUCUUGAACAGAGAUAAUAAAUAUUAUGAUUAUCUCUCAUCACGCGCCAAUAGAAAUACAAUAAGCCUCAGUAAAGAUAAAAAUGCUGAAGUUUGUUUGUUAGACCUAAUAAGAAAUGAUGACGGACUAAAUUUAAAAAUCAGGCUGAGUGAUAAUCAAACUACAAACUGUAAUUUACCUGUGCAAGGUGAGCAUUUUGCUUAUUCGCUACUUUUUGUUGCAGCAGUUGUGCAGAGCCUAGGACUUGAUUUAUCAAAAUUACCACUUGCACUUAAGAAUUUUAGUGUAACGAAAGAUAGAGGCAAUAUUCAUAAGGUCAAAUACAAUAAAAAAUAUAUACAUUUAAUUGAUGACUCCUAUCACGCCAGCCGUUCUUCUAUGAAAACUGCAAUAAAAACUUUGAGUACAUAUUCUAAUCAGAGAAAAGUAGCUUUGCUUGGUGAUAUGUUGGAACUUGGUGAUAAAAGCAUAUAA
Parnassius apollo (apollo) is the source of this 771-nucleotide messenger RNA. The record is from the annotation of a GenBank genome assembly. NCBI's taxonomy places the organism in Eukaryota, Metazoa, Arthropoda, Insecta, Lepidoptera, Papilionidae.